GCCGGGCUGGGAUGGUAGGCGACACGAGAAGGUGAACAACGACACACGAGCAAACAAAGUUGUAGAUCGCUUGCGGAAGCGAAUGACGAGUGGGCAGUCAGUGGAGGAGUUUGGAUUGGGACAGCAGGAUGGGAGGGCAGGGUGAGGAAUGCGGGUUGAGUGCGGACGAAGAGAGAAAGGUGAGGAAUGGGGCGGCGACGACAUGGUUGGUUUGGCAGCAGACGCUGGACGGACAGGCCUGGGGCUGCUGCUUGUGCUUGGAGAGUUUGCACGUAAGAGGGCGGCGGGCGGCAGGUCUGCGCCCAGGAGCAUCUAGAACAUGUCCCGAUGCUGUGGAGGCCUUUGCGUGUCCAUGUCCAUGUAGCUGCUCCGAGCGUCCGCCUGGAUGGAUGGACGCAUCUGGGGCGCGAUAGCUGCUUCACCCAGCCCAGCUAGCCACAUUGAGCG
Molecule: messenger RNA, 447 nt
Organism: Cucurbitaria berberidis CBS 394.84
Lineage: Eukaryota; Fungi; Ascomycota; Dothideomycetes; Pleosporales; Cucurbitariaceae
Exons: 1
Coding region: 129-413 (94 amino acids)
Source: RefSeq, a predicted model, not a curated record